Babesia ovata is the source of this 357-nucleotide messenger RNA. Its product is annotated as DER1. Gene Ontology annotation, biological process: endoplasmic reticulum unfolded protein response. Gene Ontology annotation, molecular function: misfolded protein binding; ubiquitin-specific protease binding. Lineage: Eukaryota; Apicomplexa; Aconoidasida; Piroplasmida; Babesiidae. Gene Ontology annotation, cellular component: endoplasmic reticulum membrane; Hrd1p ubiquitin ligase ERAD-L complex. Bases 1 to 357 code for a protein of 118 amino acids. The transcript has a single exon. The record is from RefSeq and is a predicted model, not a curated record.
AUGUGGAAUUCGGUCCACUUCUACAUAUUCACGGUGAAGGCGUACCAGCUGCCGUUCGCGAUGCUGUUCUUCAACUUCAUUAUGGGCGCGCCUAUGGUAGUGAACAUAAUCGGCAUCAUAUCCGGCCACAUCUACUACCUGAUGCGCGAGGUUCUGCCCUCACACGGAUUUCCCAACUUCUUCGCUGUCUGCCCGCGUUGCUUCGACUACGUGGCUAAGAAGAUGGAGAACCUGCUGGACUUCCGCAGGGGCGAGGCUUACAGCGCCCCCGGAUCCUACGCGUACACUCCGGCGGGUCGCCAGCAGCAGACACAUGUCGGGUUCAUCGGUCGCGGCGUCCGUCUCGGGUCCUCAUAA